Molecule: messenger RNA, 2050 nt
Organism: Biomphalaria glabrata
Lineage: Eukaryota; Metazoa; Mollusca; Gastropoda; Planorbidae
Exons: 6
Coding region: 166-1839 (557 amino acids)
Source: RefSeq, a predicted model, not a curated record
AGCUACAAUCAAAAGUGCAAUUUUAUUCCAGACAUCAUGCUUAGAAAAGUCUAGACAGUCUACACUAGAAGAACUUACUGAAGUACAAGACUAUUGGAUCUAUAUAAGUAUUCAUAUACAGGGGUUUUAGUGUCUUGUUGGUUUGGAAAUGGAAAUCUAAACUCAAUGGCAACGGAAAGUGCGGAGACAAUAGUGGAGGCGCUCAAAGCAUGGGCACUGAAGGCUCCAGACAAGGAGGUUUUCAGAUUUAUGAAAGACUCAGAGGUGUAUGCCUCCCUGACUCCCCAGUACAUCCUCCAGGUGGCCAGCAAGUUUGCAGCAAGGCUCAGGAAGUACGGCCUUACAGACGGCGACGUAGUCGGGAACACGCUUUUGAACUCACCAGAGAGACUGUUGACAGAUUUCGGAAUCCUUCUGGCAGGGUGCGUCACGGUCAGUUGUGAGACUGCUGAACAUUUCUCUGAACAGUUUUGGAGCACCAUCAGAACCGCCCAGUGUAAAGCCAUAUUGCUGACCACCAACCAGGAGAACCAUGCCUUUAGACUAUUCCGACCAUUCAUGCCAGACUCGUCGCAAAAGUCCGGCCAGGCCAACGUACAGAUCGACAAGGUCCAGAGCGUGAGACAGCUGAUUUACUGCCACCGUGACGACGGCAGUGGCCAGGAAGUCUCUCUUUUGGAAAGCCUAGAGGAUGACGAAUCCGAGGGCUACAUUGCCUCCCCGAAGCCCGAUGACCUAGCGACAGUGUUUGUCACCACUGGGUCCAGGGGAACCUGUCUCUUGAUUCCAAGGUCGCACUGGACAAUUCUCACUGUCGGUAAAAUGUUUCAGAAGAAUCACGGAUGUUUCUUCAACGAUAGACCUCUUGGCUGGGUGUUCUCGUUUCCAUACGAUUUCUUGAAUGAAUCUUCAGUCAGAGUUUUACUGGAUUACUUUGAGUGUCAGAAGAGAGUGUCAGCCCAAGACAAAUGGAAUGUCAUCUGCAAAGCGAAAUGUGAGACCGCUUUCCUCUUGCCCCAAGUGCUGCUGGAGCUCAUUAUAGUUCUCAGAGAGAAGAGGCCAUCUUACAAAGUACAUACACUCAUCACUGGUGGACAGCCGAUUAUCCAGUCCAUCACUGGAGCCAUCGGUCUGCUGACGGAGUAUGUCAAAGUGAUCUACUUCGCUACCGAGACUGGACUGCUGACCUCCGCGGUGGUCAGCCAGCAAAAUAAGACAGAGAUGAAGCUCUAUUACUGCGGGAUGCCCAUCAAGGAUGUGGAGUUACAGAUAGUAAAUGACGAGGGCGAACAACUGGCGCCCUACGCUGUCGGAAACAUUGCAGUAAAAUCGCCUACAAUGGCGACAUCUUACUAUAAUCAGCCAGGAGUCAUGCAGACGUUUGUUAACGGUUUCUACGUCACCCAAGACAGGGGCUACGUGGACGACAUCGGCAGCCUGUACUGCUUCGGCAGGGCCGGAGAGCAACUGAAAUUGGGAGAUGUGACCUACUACGCCAGCAACAUCAAGGCGAUGCUCUACCACAGCCCGGAUGUGCUACGGAACUUUGUCGUUGUGGUCAAAGACAGAGAAGGGAGAGAGAAGUUUUACGCAUGUAUCGUGCCAGUGACUGGAGCCAGGCUGAGCAAGGAGUCUAUGCAGAGAUACUGUCAACUCUACCUCUGCAGCCCCCACUCUUUAAUGGCGCUAAGCACAAGUAACAAUAGCACCUCAAUUCUGGAUCAUUUGGAAUUUUUGUUUUUCGAUAAAUUGCCAGAGGCGGCUAAUGGAAAAAUUCCGAUUGCCUUACUUAAGGACAUGAUCAGACUAAGAUUGGGGUUUGAGUUACAACCUCGUUAAGAUAAUUUCUGGGGAAGAAAAAAAAGCAUUUUCUCCACUGAAAACUAAAAGAGAGUCUUCUUAUAGUUGUUUCAAAGUAGAAUUGUAGAGCUUUUUGUUCCCUUAACUCCUAGCCACCAAUGUUAACCCGCAUUCUUUUAGUACAUUACUUUUAUCAUUGCAUGUGUUGUAGUUGAUUAGAUUAAUAAUAAAAAAAUACUAUUAUAAACAA